UCUCAUCUGAUGUCAGAAGUCGAGUCGCGCGCCCACCACAUGAAGCGCAAGCCACGGCAGGAAAUCUCAGCCUGUCUCAAGUGGAUCAUCUUCUUGACGAAUUUUCUGGUCUUUUUAUGCGGCGUUGGAAUAUUUGUUCUCGGUGUGUACUUAUUCGUCAAGGACUUUGGUGAAAUCAAACUGCUCGAUGUUUUCCUCAAUCCUGCGAUUCUGCUCGCCUUAAUAGGAUGCUGCAUAAGCAUUGUGUCUUUGAUUGGUUCACUUGGUGCCUUACGAGAUAACAUCUUUUUAUUAAAAGUGUUUGCAAUAUGUGUGUUCUUCUGCUAUCUAGCAAUUGUGCUAACAACAUUCGGACUUUUUGUGCUGUUCUAUUCUGACACUACAGAAGGCUUAUCCGCUCAUGGCGUAUUAGUAUAUGCGAUUAAGAAUUAUCACACGAAUCGUAACCUUGCUGAAAUCGUCGACUCUCUGCAGGAAAAUCUGGAAUGUUGUGGCGUAUCGUCUGCCGCUCAGGGUUAUCGAGAUUGGAAUCUCAGUUAUCAGUUCAACUGUACGAUAGCUAAUCCGCAACCGGAGAAAUGCGGUGUUCCAUUCUCUUGUUGUCGGAAAUCUGUCAUUUCUGAAGCGGCUGGUUUAUCGAAUCCGUUGCUGCCUGCCAUGCGAUCAUUGGAAUGUUGGCAGAAUACGUUGAACAAACGACCUCAGGAUCUCGAGCACGAUAUCUACACUCGUGGAUGCCUUCAACCACUUCGAGCUGUUUUUGAGUCACAUGCCAUUCAUAUUGGCUUAGCUGUAACCAUAGUCAUCAUUCCUGUUUGCAUUUCGAUUUGCCUAACAAAUGUGCUGGCGAGACAAAUCGACCAUCAACGACAUCUUCUUGAACGAGAAGCUCGUCGUAAUGAGAGGCGAAGGAAGCGAGAACGCCAUCGGCAUCAGGUUGACGCUGCAACAAUAGACCGGCUAGAAGAUGGAAAGCUAUCGAAUCAUUCAAGUCGUGCGAAUAUUGCAUCAUCCAUUCCCCGACAGAUCUAUACUUCUUAA
This is a messenger RNA of Angiostrongylus costaricensis, 1041 nucleotides long. The record is from the annotation of a GenBank genome assembly. NCBI's taxonomy places the organism in Eukaryota, Metazoa, Nematoda, Chromadorea, Rhabditida, Metastrongylidae.